AUGGCAGCCGCAGCGGUUGCUUCCGCCCCGGCGGAGCCCACGCGCAAGCGGAGCAGAUUUGUGAUGUCCGAGCAUAACCUUGGGCUGAUGCAAGAAAUUGUGCGCAAGGAUCCGGAAUCUUAUCGAGAGGAGUUUAUGAUGCAGUAUCAAUACUAUCUGCACACCAUCAAACUGCUCCAUCUUCAACCAGAGGUCAGCAAGUUGGACAUCCAGCCACUGCUCGACUCGAUCAUUUUCCUACAAGGAGUCGCACAGUUCUAUCCAACCGAAGCAAAAUCGUUCUCGGACACGCUGUUGAUGAUUCUACGGGAACAGUCGACCGGGCUGAACCCCGAGGUCCGCCUACAAUUUUGCAAGUCCCUCAUCUGCCUAAGAAACAAGAACCUCGUCGACCCGUUAGUGUUGACGGAGUUGCUCUUCGACUUGACACGGAUCGAGGAUAAACGGCUGAGAAAAUUCAUUCUCGCCGCCGUCGCUGCGCACAUCAAGCGCUUGAGCAUCAAACGAGACGGGAAAACGCUGGGGAAAAUGCAAAAUUUUUGCAUCGCCAAGUUGAAGGAUUCUCGUUCCAUCGUCGCUCGUGCCGCUCAACUCGUGUUGAUCGACGCGUUCCGCCGAAACUUUUGGCGUGAUGCGAAGACGGUGAACGCCGUAGCCGAAUGCUGUUUCCACAAACUGCCCAAGGUUCAGAUCGCGGCUAUGAAAUUUUUCCUGGGCACCAAAGAAGACGAGGAGGGCAUUGAGUACGAUUCGGCCGACGAGGACGAGAAAGAGGAGAAAGAGGCUCAGCAAAAAACCCUGAAAGACAUCAUGCAAUCGUAUCGGCACGCGAAGAAGACUGCCAAACGCACCAAGGAUUUUGAGAAGGCGAAAAAGGCGCUGAACAAGAAGCGAAAAUCGAAGAAAGAGGGCCGUUCCCGCGAGUGCAACCUGAUGGCCAUCCAGAUGAUCUACGACCCGCAGGAGCUGUCCGAUCGGCUGUACGGGUUGCUCGAGCAGAAGAAGGUCGACAAGUUUGAGGUCCGCCUCUUCCGCAUCGCGUUGAUCGCCCGCCUGCUAGGUAUCCACAAGCUGCAAACACUGGGCUUCUACUCGUAUCUGCAUCGCUACCUGCAGCCGCGUCAGCGAGAUGUCACCCGUAUUUUGCUGUACGCCGCCCAGGCUUGUCACGACCUGGUGCCGCCGGACACAAUCGAGCAGCUCAUCCGCUGCAUUGCGCAGAACUUUAUUUCGGACAGGAAUUCUCCCGAGGCGAUGACUGUCGGAAUCAACGCAGUCCGCGAAAUUCUGGUCAACUGCCCUUUCGCCGCUACCGAGGAACUGAUGAGAGACCUGGCCGAGUACAAACAAUACAAAAACAAAAACGUGUCGAUGGCGGCGAAGGGCCUGAUCGCGCUGUGCCGCACCGUCAACCCAAAGUUGCUGAAAAAGAAGGAUCGGGGCCGUCCCGUGGACAAUGAAGAUACCGAGGAUAAAGAAUACUUUGCGUUCGGCGCGCCAAUCGUUCGCGAUUUCGUGCCCGGUGCCGAGGUGCUGGCCGAUGACGCUGGCGAUGAGGAUGAGGAGGCUGAAGUUUCCGCUUCUGAAAACGAUAGUGAUGAUGAGGGCGAAUGGACACAAGUCGUCAGUGAAUCGGAGGAGGAGUCUGACUCGGAAGGACCGGCCCCGAAAAAGAAGAAGCUAUCGGCUGACGAGGAUGACGACGAGAUUGUGGAAAUUGAGGAUGAGGAGGAUUCCGACGAGGAGGGCGAAGACGGUGAAGAGGUGGAAGACGAGGAUGAGGAGGAGGGAAGUGAAGACGAUGAUGUCGACGAGGAGGAAGAGGAUGAGGCUGAUGCCUCACUGAGCACCAGCAAGGCUGAAUCUGUGGCAGCUGAUGAGCAGAAGCCGGAUGAGAAAGCGGCGACCGUCAGCACAGAUCGCAUCCUCACUCAGUCCGACCAUAAGAAGAUCCGACAGUGGCAAAUGAAAAAGCAGAUCCUUGGCGCAAAGAAGUUGGCCCGCGGCGGCAAAAAGCGCGAGCAUUUGACGAACUCGGAUCGAAAGAUUGAGGAGGAAGUCCUGGAAACAUUCCAAACCCGCGAGACUCGCGACGGAUUGCCCCGCCUCAACGCCAUCGAACAUUUCCACAAAAAGAAGAAGGAAACCAAGGCCGAGCGGAUGGAACGGAUCCAGGAGGGCAGGGAGGGCCGCGGCGAAUUCGGGAAGCCGAAGAAGAACGGUCCCCACGUCGGCCGCACAAAUCGGGAACAAGCCAAGAAGAAGGUCUUCUCAAUGGUACGAGCGAAGAAGCGCGGCGAGAAUCGGCAACGUUCAUUCCGCGACCAGCAAAAAAGUCUUCGGAAUUACCUGCUCCGUCAGUCCGGCCGGAAACCCGGCAAUAUG
Messenger RNA from Mesorhabditis spiculigera, 2385 nucleotides. NCBI's taxonomy places the organism in Eukaryota, Metazoa, Nematoda, Chromadorea, Rhabditida, Rhabditidae. The record is from the annotation of a GenBank genome assembly.